AUGGCGCCUCCCAACAAUGCCCCGUCGCACACGAAACCGUCCGCGGACCGUAACGUGAAACACGUCGUGCUAGGUGACCUCCUUUUUCAGACCUGGUACCAGUCCAUCUACCCAGAAGACCUUGUGAGCAAGGAUACGGAUCGGUUAUACGUCUGUCGCUGGUGUUUCCGGUAUUCGUGCGACACAGACGCCUAUGCCAAACACACACGGGUUUGCGAAAACCGAACGACACCUCCGGGGACCAAGGUCUACGACCAUGGCGGGUACGCCGUAUGGGAGGUAGACGGUGAGGACCAUAAACUAUUUGCGCAGAAUCUCUCCCUGUUCGCGAAACUAUUCCUCGAUCAUAAGUCGGUCUUUUUCGAUGUCGCGUCCUUCCUCUACUACCUCCUCACGUUCACGGACCCCGAUGAUCCAGAAAAUUAUUAUAUCCUGGGAUUCUUCUCAAAAGAGAAGCUCUCAUGGGACGCAAACAACCUUGCUUGCAUUUUGAUCUUCCCUCCGUAUCAGCAUAAACAGCUGGGCAAGCUGUUGAUGGGUGUGAGUUAUAAACUGAGUGAUUGGGAAAAAGACGGAGGUUUGAUAGGUGGGCCGGAAAAACCACUAAGUGAGAUGGGACGAAAGAGCUAUAGUCGAUUCUGGGAGGAACGGAUUGCUCGAUAUUUACUAUUACAUGGCUCUGAUUCUGCAGACAUGGAGGACUCGCCACAGCAGAAGCCCAAGCCGUCCAAGGGCUCUCGCAAAAAGCAUCCCCAUGAAGUCAUGACAGUACAGGAUAUAGGAUUGGCCACCGGGAUGUUAACGGAAGAUGUCAUCACAGCUCUCAAAGGCAUGGGAAUUGUUGAACCUACAACACCGACUAAAAAACGUAAGGCGAAUCAAGAUGCUGGCGAACCUGAUGACGGCGGAACAGUGAUGAUACGAAAAUCGGAUGUGCUUGAAUGGGCAAAAGCUCAUCGUGUUACAUUACGAGAUCCUGUUAGAGAUGAGGGCUUUCUUGGAAGAUGGGCACCACGCGACACACCUGAAAUCAGCGAUUCAGGCAGUGGUGAGGGUGAUGAGUAA
Messenger RNA from Aspergillus nomiae NRRL 13137, 1065 nucleotides. Its product is annotated as putative histone acetyltransferase (MysT1). The coding region runs from base 1 to 1065 and encodes 354 amino acids. The transcript has a single exon. Gene Ontology annotation, biological process: regulation of DNA-templated transcription. Lineage: Eukaryota; Fungi; Ascomycota; Eurotiomycetes; Eurotiales; Aspergillaceae. The record is from RefSeq and is a predicted model, not a curated record. Gene Ontology annotation, molecular function: histone acetyltransferase activity.